AUGGCGUGGCAGGUGGACGGGACCUGCAGUACUGGAGAGUUCCGAGUACUCAGGAGACCCAGAGACCCAGAGACCCCUCAAGGCCAGAAGCCAACCGCCCACGGCCCCAAACCUUGCCAGUCCGAAAACCAGACACCCAACAAGCACGACCAGCGAGUCACGGCCGAGGGCGGAUCAAGGUGGCGCGCUAAGCCCAACCCGGUGGAUUGCGCAGCAGAAGUCUGGGGCAACAAUCCAAUCAGCCCCCACGAGUUGGACACUAUUUCCAGCGUGCAUGACGCCAUGGAUGGGGCAUGGCGUGAUCCAUUCUGA
Molecule: messenger RNA, 312 nt
Organism: Penicillium daleae
Lineage: Eukaryota; Fungi; Ascomycota; Eurotiomycetes; Eurotiales; Aspergillaceae
Exons: 1
Coding region: 1-312 (103 amino acids)
Source: RefSeq, a predicted model, not a curated record